This is a messenger RNA of Caretta caretta (loggerhead turtle), 2011 nucleotides long. It is a transcript of the gene GNPDA2, whose product is annotated as glucosamine-6-phosphate deaminase 2. Gene Ontology annotation, cellular component: cytoplasm. The record is from RefSeq and is a predicted model, not a curated record. Gene Ontology annotation, molecular function: glucosamine-6-phosphate deaminase activity; identical protein binding. NCBI's taxonomy places the organism in Eukaryota, Metazoa, Chordata, Testudines, Cheloniidae. Gene Ontology annotation, biological process: D-glucosamine catabolic process; N-acetylneuraminate catabolic process; N-acetylglucosamine catabolic process.
GGGUCACUCCCGCUUCAGCUUGAACUGAGGUCGGGUCGGUUUCGUUCUCAGCUCGGUUAGUUCUGUCCCCGGGAGCAGCGCGGUCCUGGCUCUGCUCGCCCGCCGGGGGCCCUGUCUGGUCACCCUGGUGGCGGGGUUCCUGCUCCCCGUUUAACCUCAUUUUUUCCUGUAAGCGGUUCACCUUCAGAAUGAGACUGGUAAUUCUUGAUGACUAUGAUUUGGCAAGUGAAUGGGCAGCAAAGUACAUUUGUAAUCGUAUUAUCCAAUUCAAACCAAGCCAGGGAAGGUAUUUUACGCUUGGUUUACCAACAGGGAGCACACCUUUGGGAUGCUACAAAAAACUGAUAGAAUAUCACAAGAAUGGAGAUCUUUCUUUUAAAUAUGUAAAGACUUUCAAUAUGGAUGAAUAUGUAGGGCUUCCAAGAAAUCAUCCAGAGAGUUACCAUUCUUAUAUGUGGAAUAAAUUCUUUAAGCAUAUUGACAUAGAUCCUAAUAAUGCUCACAUCCUUGAUGGGAAUGCUCCAGACCUACAGGCAGAGUGUGAUGCAUUUGAAAAAAAAAUUGAAGAAGCUGGGGGAAUUGAUCUGUUCGUUGGAGGCAUUGGUCCAGAUGGCCACAUUGCUUUCAAUGAACCAGGAUCAAGUUUGGCUUCAAGAACAAGGUUAAAGACUUUAGCAAUGGACACCAUUUUGGCAAAUGCUAAAUACUUUGAUGGAGACUUAUCUAAAGUGCCAACUAUGGCACUAACUGUUGGUGUUGGUACAGUGAUGGAUGCUAGAGAAGUUAUGAUUCUCAUAACAGGUGCCCAUAAAGCUUUUGCUUUGUACAAGGCAAUUGAAGAAGGGGUCAAUCAUAUGUGGACAGUUUCUGCUUUCCAGCAGCACCCCCGCACGAUCUUCGUAUGUGAUGAAGAUGCUACUUUAGAACUAAGAGUUAAAACUGUGAAAUACUUCAAAGGUUUAAUGCAUGUUCACAAUAAACUUGUGGACCCACUGUACAGUAUGAAAGAAGAAAACUGAAGAAGGAAUUGAGGAACUCCAUGUGGGUAAACACCAUUUUUAGGUAGCAGACAAACUUACUGCUAUGCAAUAUGCUGAAAACUGGCUAAAAUGGGAAAUCUUAAGUACUGUAUUUUUUAAAAAAUCCAGUAUCUCUAUUUACAUUCCAUCUCUAUACAUUGUUGUAUUGUGCAUUUGUUUUAAUAUUUUGUAUAUGUGACUUCAUUAGCUGCUACAGUAAGUAAACAAGAAUAGAGCAAAUGUAAAUGGCAGUUACAUACUAUGAGAAAUAAACAGCAGUGUAUUCUUAACACAGCAAUGUACUGUUUGACUGUGUGGGAGAAAAUUAUACUUUAGCUUAAGCAAAAGUCCACGGCUCCACCAGUACAAGAUACACUUCUCAUUUUUUUGUCUCACUAUAGGCAAAAUGCUUUUGGGCUUUCACAUGUCAAACGUUAUGGACUUGUAACAGAUGCACAACUUUGCUUAUGAAGUGCUCUGUUUAUAUCUAAUACGCAUUGAACUUUUGCACUUUGGUAGCCUUAAAUUAAUCUUAUACCAAUAGCUUCUGGGCGUUUAAGUCCUACUGUACAAUACUCAGGCAUAUAAAAGUAUGAAAACUGCCUAAAAAUAGAGGACCCUUUCAAACAGUUACAAUAACUUAUUCAAUUAUGUGCAUAUUAUACUUCUGCCAUAGCACUUUUGUUACAUGUUUCAAGUUUAUUUAGGAAUUUUAUAUUUUGGUAAUUAUGAACUCUAGAUAAUGAAUACAUUCAAUAUGUUCCUUUUUGGAGAUGAAUGGCCUAGUUACAUGAUGUUGUGAUCCAAUAAUUGUAAAGGGAGGUUAAUGGCAGUAAGAAUGCCUAAAAAUCCAGAUGGCUAGUAUUGAAACAAGUCUGAAUGUAAACAGAACCACUUUGCACUGUAGAUUGCUAUAAAUGUUGAACUGUUACUAAGAAUGCCACUCUUUUCUACUGUUACUCUAAGUAAAGCUUAAAUUCACAAAAACCUUA